AAUCAACGGAGCCUCGUGAAUAGAGAAAUUCUAUACACCAAAAUUCAACUCAAUACCAUCUUUCCAUUCCACCAUGGCCGAUGUUGACGACGGCGCUGCCGCUCCCGUAUCGGAGCCUCUCGACUUGGUGCGCUUGUGUCUGGACGAGGUUGUUUUUGUGAAGCUGCGCGGCGAUCGAGAACUCAAGGGUCGUCUACAUGUAUGCCCCGCCCCCUCAUCGAGAACAACCACGAAAUUCCGGUGGAUUUACCGACUGACCACGACACAGGCCUAUGAUAGUCAUUGCAAUUUGGUUUUAGGGGAGGUACAGGAGACGGUCUACGUGGUAGACGAGGACGACGAUGGCGAAGAGACAGUCAAGGUGCGCGUCGUAGACGACAAGCAAAGCUGGAAUUCUUUGGCGGUGGCCAUACUGACGAUGUUGACAGACAAUUCACAAGAAAUCCGAGAUGUUAUUUGUGCGAGGUGUGUUGCCUGACGCCUUUAUUUUGGCGUACUAGCUAAUGCCAUCUAGGCGAUAGUGUAGUCCUCAUUUCCCCUCAAGGCACCUCAUGAGCCGGCCUUUUACAUGACUCUCGAUAUCCCUACCAACAUCCCGUUCCACUUUGUGACGAAGGCAAAACAGGCAUAUGGGUUGCAUUGCAGGAUGUGCAAUUGGUGGUUUGGAAAGAUGCGGAUGCAGAUGCGGACUCUGCUGUGAGGC
Messenger RNA from Hymenoscyphus albidus, 703 nucleotides. The record is from the annotation of a GenBank genome assembly. NCBI's taxonomy places the organism in Eukaryota, Fungi, Ascomycota, Leotiomycetes, Helotiales, Helotiaceae.